AUGGGUUCGCGAGGAAUACUGCAAAUUAUUUCACCGAAAAGUUUUGGCUUUUUAAACAACAGAUUCUCGUGCCGGUCUGCAUCCAUCGGUGUGGCUAAUUCUGCUGUGGCCGCUUGUAGCGGAUGCAAUUGCAUCACCUCGAACCAGCAACCCAUCAGCAGGUACUUGUUCACGCCGGCGACCACCAAUGACCGCCGUCUCCAGCGACUCGAGCCAUCGAGUUCCAGAUACAACACUUUACCGAGCACGCGGUCGUUUUACACUUCAAACAUUCUGCGUAAAAAGGACUAUUACACCACACUCGGAGUGACGAAAAACGCCUCAUCAAAAGAAAUCAAAAAGGCGUAUUAUCAGCUUGCGAAGAAAUAUCACCCCGAUACUAACAAGGACGAUCCAAAUGCGGGGAAAAAAUUUCAGGAAGUUUCUGAAGCCUACGAGGUUCUGAGCGAUGAAACGAAACGUCGUGAGUAUGACACAUUCGGACAAACUUCCGAACAGAUGGGUCGCGCGGGUAGUGGUCCGGGACCAGGUGCUGGACCGCAGGGCUUCUCUCAAAACUGGCAGUUUCGUUCAACAAUCGAUCCAGAAGAACUAUUCCGGAAGAUCUUCGGAGACGGUGGAUUUCAGUCAGGGUUUGAAGAUUUUAGCGAUUCCAAGUUUGGUUUUGGCGGCGCUCAGGAGGUCAUGAUGAAUCUUACUUUUGCCCAAGCGGCACGGGGCGUUAACAAGGAUAUCGACGUGAAUGUGGUCGAUACGUGUCCAAAGUGUACGGGUUCACGGUGCGAACCAGGCACCAAACCGGGCAAGUGCCAGUACUGUAAUGGCACCGGGAUGGAAACCAUUUCGACAGGGCCGUUUGUGAUGCGAUCAACAUGUCGUUACUGUCAAGGCACCCGUAUGUACAUCAAGUAUCCUUGUCUGGAGUGUGGUGGUAAGGGACAGACUGUACAGAGAAAGCGAAUAACAGUACCGGUACCAGCCGGAAUUGAGGAUGGACAAACGGUUCGAAUGAAUGUUGGAAGCAAAGAGAUCUUCAUUACGUUUAGAGUCGAAAAAAGCCGCUAUUUUCGGAGGGAUGGAGCAGAUGUGCACACGGAUGCAAAUAUUUCGCUUUCGCAAGCUAUACUUGGUGGAACAAUACGGGUCCAGGGCGUGUACGAAGAUCAGACGAUUCAAAUUACACCAGGAACUUCCUCUCACACAAGAAUAACGCUCACCGGAAAGGGUUUGAAGCGAGUGAACAGCUACGGCAGCGGAAACCAUUAUGUACAUUUGAAAAUUCAAAUUCCAACUAGGCUAACACCUAAACAAAAAGCGCUUAUACAGGCAUACGCUGAACUGGAGGACGAUACGCCCGGUCAGAUAAUGGGUGUUACGUUUAAAACCGACGGUAAGUCUUCAUCUUCCGGUUCAGGCACAUCUAGCAGCGGUUCAUCCACAUCCUUCUCCACUUCCUCUUCCUCCUGGUCCUCUUCAAAUGUAUCUGACAAGCACACACAGGGUGCCCGCGAUGAAGAAGGCUACGAUAAGUAUAAACCACAUGAUCCAACCGAUACUCAUCAAUACCGCAAGGAGCGGUUUGAUACGCGAUUUUAUUACGCCCUCGGGGCGCUGCUCGUGGCGGGUUGGUUUGUAUACUACACAAACAAACAGACAGACGCACAAUUCGAACGCGAACGAUUGGCAGCGCUCGAGCGGAAACGGAUAGCCCUCGGGGCCUUCAAGGAUUUGAACAGUCCGCAAAAUGAGCCCUGA
Anopheles marshallii is the source of this 1755-nucleotide messenger RNA. RefSeq names its product protein tumorous imaginal discs, mitochondrial. The transcript is spliced from 5 exons. NCBI's taxonomy places the organism in Eukaryota, Metazoa, Arthropoda, Insecta, Diptera, Culicidae. Gene Ontology annotation, cellular component: mitochondrion. The coding region runs from base 1 to 1755 and encodes 584 amino acids. Gene Ontology annotation, biological process: mitochondrion organization; response to heat; negative regulation of apoptotic process. The record is from RefSeq and is a predicted model, not a curated record. Gene Ontology annotation, molecular function: heat shock protein binding; ATP binding.